AUAUUUUUUUUCGUUACCUUUCAGUCAGUCAAUAGUUUUGUACUCAUUUUUAUAAAAAAAUUUUCCUUUAUAAAUUCAAAAUUUAUUUGUACAAACUUUAGCCCAGUUCGCCAUGUAUACCGAAAUGUGUCUCUCUGAUGUUCUGUGCUACUUUGUGCACAUGUACAUGCAAAUACGCUUACCCACCUGCAGAACAUACUCCAUCUGGAAGUUCCCGCCUAAUUUCGAUGCGAUCAAUGAGAGAGCAGGCACUUUGUUUUGGUUCUCCGAGAAGAUGUUCCCCCUUAUGUUCUACUAUGCUCUAGCCCUUAGUUUCAUUGGAUCGGCUCACAAUUGUCUAGAAUUCAUAAGCAUUUUCCUCAAGAAGCCGCAUCCGAAGAAGACGUAUCGGCUACGGAUGGUAAAGAAUUUCACAGACAGGCAAUUGCGCCGCUUUCGUAUCAUCGGAAGCAUUUUAAUGUUAACGGCGUGGACAUUACUGCUAUACGCCUUGGCAACUCUUAAGCCGGAUUACAUUGCUCCUUGGUUAACGAUUUAUGCCACCACUACAUCUAUCGAUAUGUUAUUGAUGGUGAUAGAUGCCUUAGUGAACAUGACUACAGACGACAGCUUCUUGUUCAAGAUUUUGAUCUCGUCUAUCAACUUUUACUGUAUCCUUUCGGUGCGGUCGACUCUCAAGCAACUGCUCGAAUUUUACGGUUAUCAGGAUGUUGUUUGGUGGACAAAGGAAAUAUUUGCACCUUAAAUUGUGAAAACAAGUGAAAAUUUUAAAUUUUACGUCAUACUGUAUUUUUCGCAUAUUAGCAAAAUUUAAUAAAAAAAAUAAAUAUUAAACAAAAAAAGCGCCAUCUGGAUGUCGUGCCGAGUACUGGCAAUUGACCAACAGUUGCAGUCUGCUGAGAGUGAGAGCGGAUAAGUAAGAGAGUGCAUUCCGAAGAAGGCAAAGAGUAGCAAAGCUGCAUAUACACUGAGGAAAUUGCAUAUAUCAACCAAGUGUAUGCACGAAAGAGAGAGCAAUAUAGCGCACCGCCAACGCGAUCGUGCGUCCGUGUAUCUGUUUUUGUUGGUGUUGCUUGGUUGGUGAGCGCAGCAGCGGUAUUACUUCUCUCAGCGCCGCACGGCGUCGCCAGUCGUGUCUCAACACUCGACAGCAGCA
This is a messenger RNA of Drosophila simulans, 1156 nucleotides long. RefSeq lists its product as uncharacterized. The transcript has 5 exons. Bases 113 to 745 code for a protein of 210 amino acids. The record is from RefSeq and is a predicted model, not a curated record. NCBI's taxonomy places the organism in Eukaryota, Metazoa, Arthropoda, Insecta, Diptera, Drosophilidae.